Messenger RNA from Stereum hirsutum FP-91666 SS1, 1728 nucleotides. RefSeq lists its product as uncharacterized. The transcript is spliced from 3 exons. The record is from RefSeq and is a predicted model, not a curated record. Bases 97 to 1086 code for a protein of 329 amino acids. NCBI's taxonomy places the organism in Eukaryota, Fungi, Basidiomycota, Agaricomycetes, Russulales, Stereaceae.
ACCACCUCCCUCCUCCCAUUUUGACCCCCCGACACUUGAUGUCGACUGCUGUCUUUUAUCUUUACAUCUGAUUCGACCCAUACUAGACGCUGCAUCAUGUCGGGCACCCCUUCACCCUUAUCCUCGCCUUCGACUUCCCCACGGAGGUCAACGGUCCCUCUUCGCCCAAUUCGUCCCUCGCCUUCUUCAUCCAACCGACUUUCACGUCGAAGCUCGCGUCCUAUCAUCAAAACAAGCCUCUCACUGGGUCGUAUCGCAGAAGAAUCACACAACGGGGACAACUCAUUUGGCCUUUUUGACCAGGAUGGCAUUCCCAGCACUGCUACCUCUUCUACUCUAUCUACUCCCGCCCUCGAACGGGUCAAGUUCUCGUGGAGCGAACCGGAGACUGUCAUGUACGCUGGUACGCCUCCCCGAAGGAACAAGGUGGAGAACAGACGGGAUGGCUGGAAUGGGAAGAAGGGCAUCCGCGUCGGUAGCGAAUUGAAGGAGAGCUGUGGCAUCUGCUUUGAAGCUGCCGUAAUGCCCAACAAGGCAAGGUGUUGCGGCCAACUCUUCUGUUACCAACAUCUCUCUGAUUGGCUAUCCGCACAAGGCUCUGACGGCCGCUGCCCAACAUGCCGCGUACCUUGUUCGCUCGAGACCGAUACAGUCUACCUCCAUCCGCCCCCGAAACUCACACGGCCGCAGCCUACCAGACGCCGGUCGCGCUCGCCACGCAAUGCGCGUCGUUCAGUACCUGUUACCUUCACUCCCCUUGGACAGGAAGAGAGCCCGCGCUCCACCAGUCCUGACAGGGAUUCGAGUUCAUCCUCGUCGACUACGUCCUAUGACGUCGACAGCUCCGACACGUCUUCCGACAACGAGGACCCCGUCGGUGAUCAAUCGGAUAUGCCCUUCUAUCCCUCAUCAUCACCACCGCUCUCGACUCUUUCGGCAUCGAGCUCGCAACGGCAGCUGCUUCUGCUGUCACAGGCUGGCGAGCACUACCAGUCAUUCAUCUGGGGUGAUCUCGCUCGGGUAUUCACAUUAGUCGGCGCGGUCAUCGUGUUCUGCGCGUUGAUUCCUGUCGUGGUGUAUGAAUGAGAGGGUGUCAUGGCGGAUACAGAUUGCGUUUCUUUCAUUGUGGUGGUUCCGACAUAAUGGUCGUUAUCUUUUGAUUGUGGCCCGCGCAGUGCGGCCGCUACUCCAUUCUCCUCAUUGGACCGACUUGCGACAAAUAUUGGUAGUUCGCGUCCGGUAUGUCCCUUUGCAUAUGCAUGCUCGCGUCCUACUGGCGCCCUUGCCUACACGUUGCGAUUCCUCUUUCAUCUUCCCAUGUAUCACCAAUUCCUCACCCUCUUUUCGACCCUUCUUCGCAUGCCUUUCCUAUCUCCCCUUCAUCCUUCGUCUUCAUCUUCACCCAAUGUCAUCCGACUCGUCCGUCCGUGCCAUUGUACGACUAGAAUUUUCUUCAUCCACCCCAUCGCUGCAUAACAAUAAAUUUCGUGCGCGGAUGGUCUAGGAAUUUAGCUUAACAUUUAUUACUCUUAUUCCGGGCUCUCCUGGAGGGCGCCUCGCCUCUACCUUGUACCUCAUAGAUUCAUAUCGAUCCUCACCUUGUUGGCUUUUGGGCGGCUUCAGACUCGGAUAGACGUAGUAGCGAUUAACUUACCGGUUCACACUUCAGGUAGUGGGCUGGCAUUGUUACAUACAUACUUGUACAUAGGCUAGCGUAGCGAACUGGUU